Messenger RNA from Diaporthe amygdali, 2304 nucleotides. Its product is annotated as Siderophore iron transporter 3. Gene Ontology annotation, molecular function: transmembrane transporter activity. The record is from RefSeq and is a predicted model, not a curated record. NCBI's taxonomy places the organism in Eukaryota, Fungi, Ascomycota, Sordariomycetes, Diaporthales, Diaporthaceae. The coding region runs from base 1 to 2304 and encodes 767 amino acids. Gene Ontology annotation, biological process: transmembrane transport. The transcript is spliced from 4 exons.
AUGUCGACAUCCAAGGCCGAUGAUGCCCCAACUGGCACCAGGCCGGGCUCCCGCUCGACUGGUGAGCCCUCCAACCACGCCAACGGUGCCCACGAAGCAGACGAUUAUUCCCCUUUGAAGUCUAACGACCGCCAUGCCGUCACAUCAGACUCGGACGAGCCAGUCGACAGAGAUGAAAAUGCCCAACAGGGUGUCAGCAAGGUCGAGGCCUUCAACAAGGUGCUGUACCAGUCGGGCCCAACGGGCAAGAUCCUGCUGUGGCUGCUGGGCGUCUCCAUCGGCCUGACCAUGUUCGCAUACGCUCUCGAUCAGGGCAUCACAUCCACAAUCUUCACUACCAUGGCCAGCUCCACCUUUGGUCAGCAUAGCUCGCUCGCCGCCGUCAGCACUGCCAGCCAGAUUGUGCGCGCUAUCGCCAAGCCCUUCAUCGGCAAGCUGGCCGACAUCACUUCGCGGCCCACCACCUACGUCGUCAUCCUGCUGUUCUACGUCGUCGGCUUCGUCGUCGCCGCCAGCUCCAGCACCUUCGCCGCUUACACCGUCGGUAUUUGCUUCACCUCGGUCGGCAAGUCCGGCCUUGAUCUUUUGAGCGACAUCAUCGUCGGUGAUCUGACCCCGCUCGAGUGGCGAGGCUUCUUUGGCGCCCUUCUGUCCAUCCCCUUCGUCAUCACCGUGCCCGUCAACGGCUUCAUUGCCGAGGGCUUUGUUGACAACUGGCGGUGGGGCCUGGGCAUGUUCGCCAUCAUGGUCCCAGUGCUGCUGACCCCGGCCAUCUUCACACUGUAUGCCAUGCAACGCCGUGGUGAGAAGAUGGGCAUGGUCACCAUGGCCGGCUCAAAGCGGGAGAGAACCGGCGCCAAUGCUGACGGCAGCGCCCCAGGGGGUGCUGUCCACUGGACUAAGCUCCUGUACCAGGGCCUGAUCGACAUCGACAUCCUGGGGUUGAUCCUGCUUGGCGUAUCGUUCGCUCUGCUGCUGCUACCGCUGACCCUGGCCGAGGACGCCGACGGCGGAUGGCAGAACGCAAGCAUCAUUGCUAUGCUCGUUAUAGGCUUCGUGCUGCUCAUCGCCUUUGUUCUUUUCGAGAUUUACCUGGCACCCAAGCCGCUCAUGACCAAGCGCGUGCGCAACAAUCGCGCUUUCAUCGCUGCCGUCAUCGUCUUCACCUUCAACCAGACCGCCUCGUCUGUCCGCAACACCUACUACUCCUCAUACAUCUAUGUUAUCAAGGAAUGGACCACAUACCAGUGGACUAUUUUCUUGGGAAUCACAACCAUGGGUCUCAGUCUCCUGGGACCCAUCGUCGGCCUCAUCCAACGGCGCACUCAUCGCUACAAGUCCAUGAUGGUCUUCGGCGCCAUCGCGAGGAUGCUCGGCUACGGAAUACUGGUCAACGGCGCCACUGGGUCCAUGACCCAGGACACAGGUCGCCUCAUCGCCGCGCAGCUCAUCUUCUGUCUGGGCUCCUUCAACGUCGUUGGCGCGCGUGUGGGCAGCCAGGCAGCAGUGCCGCAUGAGGACAUGGCCACCGUCAUCGCGCUGCUGGCCUUGUGGUCCACGCUGGGCUCAUCCGUGGGCAGCGCCAUCUCGUCCGCCAUCUGGACCAACGAGAUGCUCAACCGCAUGUACGAGGAGAUGAUCCCCGCCGGUGCGGACGAAAAGACUAUCAAGAAAUUGUACGGGUCCAUCAAGAAGCUCCGAUCCAGCUACGCCUUCGACGAUCCUAUCCGCCAGGCUGCCAUCCGCGCCUACGCCGCCAUCAACGGCCACAUCGCCAUCGCCGCCCUCGUCCUGGCCGCCGUGCCCGCAAUCGCCACGCUGUUCAUGCCCGACUUCUACCUCGGCAAGCAGCAGAACGCCAUCACCAACACUGGUCUUGAUGGCGAGAGGGUGGACGUCCCCACACGUGAGGGAGCCUCCGAGGCGGAGGAUGCCCAACAGAAAUCGAGCAAGUGGUACUCCAGGUGGAGGGCUGCCUACCGACGAGACAUUUUGCGCUACCGAUGGCACCAGAGCCAGUAUAGCGCGGCAGCCCUGAAAGCCCUUCGCACCCCUCUACAAAAAACAAGCAGCUUCAACCUCUAUCAAGACCAGAUUCAAAAUGAGAAGGAUAAGAACCACAUAUCAAGUUUUGCUUUAGACAUUAUCAAGACCCCAGAGACGAUGGCACAGCACAAGAACCUGAAGUGCACGAAACUCGACCAGAGAAAGCUAACAAUCCAGGUGGCCGUCGAAGAUACUCGGUAUAUUCUGGCUGAGAAGAGCCUGCGCUUCCGACUUGGUCUGUCCAUCGAAUGGAUCUAG